Messenger RNA from Sciurus carolinensis (gray squirrel), 755 nucleotides. Its product is annotated as vexin-like. Gene Ontology annotation, biological process: neurogenesis; neuron differentiation. The transcript is spliced from 2 exons. The record is from RefSeq and is a predicted model, not a curated record. Lineage: Eukaryota; Metazoa; Chordata; Mammalia; Rodentia; Sciuridae. Bases 141 to 755 code for a protein of 204 amino acids.
AGCAUGCUUAAGUUGACCCAGGAAUCUGCUGAAGAGUGGAGUCAAAGCCACGGUCUGCCAAUAUCCAGGAAACCUUACGACUAGGAGUCCAGAGACAGACUGUCGGUUCCCAGACACUAGGGGGAGAGAAGGCUGAAAGGAUGCAUCAGAUUUACAGCUGCAGUGAUGAAAAUAUACAAGUUUUCACCACGGUGAUUCCUUCCAAGGCAUCCAGUCCAGCCAGGAUAAGAGUCAAAAGCUCUCAACACCUCUUGACCAAGAAUAUGGUGAUUGAGUCAGACCUCUACACACCCCGGCCCCUGGAGCUGCGGCCACACCAUAUAGACCAUCUGGAUGCAGGUGAAGGCCACAGGUUUGUCCGGCUGCAGAAUGCUCGGCCUCCCAGGGUGCAUCCCACCAAAACCCCUGCCAGAUCUGUGGGGAUUUCUGAACCCAAAGCAUCAAAUCUGUGUGGGAAUCAAGCAUAUGGAAAAUCACUGAUUCCUCCAGUGGCCCGGAUCUCAGUGAAAUCUCCAGCUGCAGCAGAGGUGGUAGCCAUAGGCUCAGAGAAUGAAGCUGUUCUGGGGAGAGGAUCCAGACAUCUCAAGAAGAUGACGGAGGAGUAUCCAACUCUCCCCCCGAGCGCAGAGGCUUCCCUGCCACUGACAGGCAGUGCUUCCAGCGGUGUCCGUGGCAUCCUCCGAAAAAUGUUUACCAGGAACAAGAAGAAGUCUGAAUACAUGGGAGCCACCAACAGCGCCUUUGAGGCUGACUAA